AUGUGGCCGCCGCCCGCCGCCCGCCGCCCGCCGCUGCCGCCCGCAGACGAGAGUAACCUUGGAGGCCAGCCACUCCUGGCGGUGAUUGGAGGAGGAGGGGUGAAGGUGUACCCGCGGCGGACUGCAGCUGCUCCCCGGGCAAGCCUGGCGGGCCACGGGGUAAGAGCAGCAGCAGCUCGGGAGUCGGUACAAAUGAGGGCUCCCGGAGACCCUCGAAGCUCUCCCACAGGUACUGUGCGCCCCCCAUCACGCCCCUGCGGCCUCCUGGCGGGGCCUCUUGUUCCCUCGGCGGAGGCCAGACCCCCGCCACGGGGCCACCGCCGGCACCUAGCGCCGCCCCGCUCGCCGCCCAGCCGCGUCACGCAGGCAGUGUUUCACGCACACGCGACCUCCCGCGGGAACACAGGCUUUGAACACGAGCCACAAUCUGAUGGGCCUCUCCCCGCCCCCGCCGCCGCAGCCGCCGCGCCUCCUCCCGGCUGGGCACCGUUUACCUGCCGCUACUCCGAUCACUUUCCCGCUUGUUCCCUCGCACCCCGCCACCCGCCACCCCCCCGGCCCGUAGGAAAGCGGCGGGGAGCGUGUUCCUCUCCCUGGUGCUCCGCGGGGCUCCUUGUUCCUCGGCGGGGUCCUGCGGAGUACCUAAGGAGCUCGCCGGGCGUCUGGGCACCCCAGGCCCCCCUCUCCCUACUCCCGCGGGGCGGGGCGGCACCCUCAGGCGUCAUGACACGUAGUGACACGCUCAGGCUGCUGCAGGAGGCAGCGCCGUGGCCAAUCUCAGGACCCCGCUCCGCCGCGGCGCCGCUCCGCUCAGGCGGCCUCAGAUGA
Eriocheir sinensis (Chinese mitten crab) is the source of this 828-nucleotide messenger RNA. RefSeq names its product basic proline-rich protein-like. Lineage: Eukaryota; Metazoa; Arthropoda; Malacostraca; Decapoda; Varunidae. The record is from RefSeq and is a predicted model, not a curated record. The transcript is spliced from 5 exons. Bases 1 to 828 code for a protein of 275 amino acids.